AAUCUGCACAUCUAUACGGACAUGAAUAAAAAAAAUGUGUAUAUACACAAACAGGAAAAAGUAGAGUAAAAGUAGCAGGAAAAAGAUAAUCUUAUGUCUUCUUUCCUCGAACCAUAUAAUAAUCUAAAUGGUGGAUUACCGAAUGUCACGUUUUCGUCGAAUUUAUUUUCUAGGCGCAGAUGAACCCGACAACACUGAAAUCGUGGCUGCUACACGGUGAACUCGAUAAAUUGGAGCAUGUCGUUUUAGAAGGGCGCGGAUCUCGCCUGUUGGGUGAACAUUCGCCACAUAUUAGAACUCGAGUCUUCCUAAAAGGACUCCCAAAUUACUUGACAAAAAUUUCUCAAGUACACGACGCAGUUGCCCGCGGUUCCCUAUCAGAGACUCAAAGGCUCAUAUCAGAGGAAUCUAAGAAGAAGUUGACCAUCGCGAAGGAUCCAUCUGGAACGCCAUUGCUCCACAAAGCGGUCUACUACGAUCAACCUGAGAUCGUCGAGUGGCUUGUACAGAAUUAUCCUAUCACUGUGCAACAGAAAGAUAAGGAAGGUAGAACAGCGUUACACUACUGUGCUGCUUGCAAGGACCCCGAGGCAGUUUGGGAUGUUCUCAUAGGAGGCGAUUGCGACGCGAGUAUCUGCGAUAAAAAGGGCAAUCCCGCUGCUUAUUAUCUGGAUCAUAGUUCUGAGAUCGAGUUAUCGGAAGCUGAAAGGACCAUGUCUCGCCGAAAGACGAGCAGUGGAAAAGAAUGUGAGUGAUUAUAUGCCUUCAAAUUGUACUAUCAACCAUUUCUGCCUUAUGU
Molecule: messenger RNA, 799 nt
Organism: Hylaeus anthracinus
Lineage: Eukaryota; Metazoa; Arthropoda; Insecta; Hymenoptera; Colletidae
Product: acyl-CoA-binding domain-containing protein 6-like
Exons: 3
Coding region: 180-755 (191 amino acids)
Molecular function (GO): protein binding
Source: RefSeq, a predicted model, not a curated record